This is a messenger RNA of Penicillium cataractarum, 1425 nucleotides long. RefSeq names its product Zn(II)2Cys6 transcription factor domain-containing protein. NCBI's taxonomy places the organism in Eukaryota, Fungi, Ascomycota, Eurotiomycetes, Eurotiales, Aspergillaceae. Gene Ontology annotation, cellular component: nucleus. The transcript has 4 exons. Gene Ontology annotation, molecular function: DNA-binding transcription factor activity, RNA polymerase II-specific; transcription cis-regulatory region binding; zinc ion binding. Gene Ontology annotation, biological process: positive regulation of transcription by RNA polymerase II. Bases 1 to 1425 code for a protein of 474 amino acids. The record is from RefSeq and is a predicted model, not a curated record.
AUGACCGACGCCAAACAGAGCGCCCGACGGCUCACCCGGUGUCGGACGGGGUGCGACGAGGGAAAACCGCGGUGUCGAAAUUGUAUCGAUCGCAACUUUGAGUGCCAGUAUGGCCCGCAGUUGACGUUUUUGACGAAGAAUGCGCAGACUGUGCAGCCCUCGGAGGUGGGAAGUUUAUCGGCUAAUUAUGAAGUGAUUCGAGACCCUGAGAAUGCUAAGGAUGAGCUUGACGAUGGAGAAGAUGAACCCUCUCUUCAGGCCGAGGAACCUCAAACUCAACCGCCGCAUGAAGACCCUCCCGAUUCUGACGUAGGCAGACCAGCAGAACCAGAAACACUCUCAGAGUUACCUAUCUGGUCAGCCGACGAGCCAUCUAGAGUACCAACUCCGCAACCCACAAUCGCAAUGUUCAGUGACAAAGACGAGUCUGCGGUCGCCGGGCUAUUAGCAUUGGGAACGAGUACAACCGAAACGAUGGCGCCAGAUCUGAACCUGUCGGAAUUCACGAUCUCACCGCCAGCAAGAGAACCGUCCCUCGCUCAAACAGUGACUCCAAUCAACUUCCCCGAUUAUUCGGUGACCUUUUCUCCGGGUCAUCUGCCCCAACCGGCUCCUCUCAAUCCGGAGAUGUCACCAACAGAGACGCUGGAACUGCUUCGACAUUAUCGCUACGAGGUAGCCCCAUGGGUAUGUUUCUUGAAAUGGUUUCAGGGCUUACAGCAAAGACUGACAAGAAAUUAUCUCAAAGAUCUCGGAGCAGCGCUGGCCGCAGAUACCAGUCUCCAAGUUCCAAUCCCUCCGUCGCCUCCAUAUUUUGCGGAAGGAGAUCUUGGUAGUGACCCUUUUGGACUAGUCUUCUCAUACGCACAUCGCCCUCUCUGGCUCUGUGCGCGUGCUAUAGAAUUUAUGCACAAUGAAGAUCCCUCUCCGCACUUGCCCCCGCUUCAUGCGUGGAUGGGAAUUGUCGAAGAACUAGAACAGUGGUACCGGGAACGGCCUCAGGGUUUCCAACCAAUGCUAGAGAUUGAGACAGACGAUCAAGCCGCCGACCCGAGCCAAAGCUUCUCGGUUGUUCUUUUUGCCAAUGGCGCUGGAGUCUUCUCCAACCAGCUAUACCACACAGCCAUGUUGCUGUUAUUACAUAGCCGUCCGCGAACGGCGCACAUUGCCGACAUUCGUUCGGCGACAAUGUCUCCUCUGUGGCAUGCUCAGCGAAUUUGCAGUAUCGCUCUCAAUAACGAGCGACGCGAGUGCUGGGAUCCGUGUCUGUUGGCAUCAUUUCUGACAGCCGCGCGCCGCAUGACACAUGAGUCGCAGCAGCAAGAAAUCUUGCGGGGCUUUGGCCGCAUCCGGAAAAUCACUGGUUGGAACGCUGGAGAGCUUCUGCGAGAUCUUCAAGUGGAAUGGGGCUGGCCGGAGGCCUAG